Molecule: messenger RNA, 588 nt
Organism: Odontomachus brunneus
Lineage: Eukaryota; Metazoa; Arthropoda; Insecta; Hymenoptera; Formicidae
Exons: 2
Coding region: 1-588 (195 amino acids)
Molecular function (GO): nucleic acid binding; zinc ion binding
Source: RefSeq, a predicted model, not a curated record
AUGGGGGAGGUCCGACUCGUCGGUUUUGACGAGACGGUCCUCCCAGAGGAGAUUAUAGAGGUCCUCGCUGCGCGAGGUGGAUGUGGGCCGAGCGAGAUCCGCCUGGGCCCCAUCCGGUGGGGUUGGCGGGGCGAGAAGUCCGUGCGGGCACGGCUUCCCCUCGCCUUGGCCGCCAAGGUGGCGGCCGAAGAGAGGAUAGCGCUGAGGUGGGCGGGUGCGCUGGUAGAGAUGCUCGCGGCCCGCCCUCUCCAGUGCCACAAAUGUUGGAGGUUCGGCCACAUCUGGGCGGCCUGCUCCUCGUCAACAGACCAGAGCGAGCUAUGCUACUGGUGUGGCCGGGCCGGGCACAUCGCGCGGGUCUGCACCGAGUGUGUGGCCUGCGCGAUGUUCCGAGAGGAUGGACGGGACUCGGGCCACCGGAAAUCCGCGAUCACCGAUCCUUCUCCGCGCUUCUCGCAAAGUGCUGGUCCGCAGUUUUUCGGUGGGAACGCUGACGAGCCUAGUCGUGCUUGGUGUUCUCCGUGUCCCGUGAAAGACGGAUUAUGCACAUCCAUUCUCACGGGACUAAGACGCAAAGCUCAGCAGUGA